This is a messenger RNA of Cyprinodon tularosa, 2429 nucleotides long. It is a transcript of the gene trib1, whose product is annotated as tribbles pseudokinase 1. The coding region runs from base 422 to 1507 and encodes 361 amino acids. Gene Ontology annotation, cellular component: nucleus. The record is from RefSeq and is a predicted model, not a curated record. Gene Ontology annotation, molecular function: ATP binding; mitogen-activated protein kinase kinase binding; protein kinase activity. NCBI's taxonomy places the organism in Eukaryota, Metazoa, Chordata, Actinopteri, Cyprinodontiformes, Cyprinodontidae. The transcript has 3 exons. Gene Ontology annotation, biological process: positive regulation of proteasomal ubiquitin-dependent protein catabolic process; regulation of MAP kinase activity; protein phosphorylation.
UACUGAAAGGUAACCCAGUGGGCAGAGUCAUCCCAUAGACGGGCUGAACUGUAGCUGGAGUCAGUGUUGUUACUGGAUUACUCAAUGCUUGUGUCACAGGGAGGCUGGACUGAGCUCACAGCUCCACAUCAGUGGAGCUCACUCACUCUCAACCUCUCCGUGAGUGAGGCAACCUCUCUUUUUCUUUCUCUCUCUUCCUCUGUCUGUCUCCUUUCCCUUGUUUCUUUGUCGGAUCUACUUAGGAUUGGAUUUUUUCCUCAAAAAACAACAUUCAAAACAGGACUUUGGAUUAUUAGUUUCUUUUGUCUCCGACGCAGGAAAUGGAGAAUAUUGUUAAUAGGUUCUGUUAGGAGUCCGACACAAGUGGACUCGUUUUUUUUUAUUAUUAUUAAUAUUUUUUUUAAUAACAUUUUUAUUCCUGAUGGUCAAACGCCCCCUCAGGAUGAGCUUGCAGGGGAGCAGCCUGGUGGCCCCCUGCACCCGAAGAGUCGCGCACAAGCGCCUGGACUCAGAUGAUCAGCCGCCGGCUAAAUGCGCAAAGCUGAUCGCAGAUUCAGGGGACCCGCAGGGACUCCUCGGCACGUCCCCCACCUCACCGGUCAGCCUUGCGGUCAAUCCGAUCCCCUCGACCCACCAGGGACCUUCCAGGAUAGGCGCAUUCCUGCUGCUGCCCCUGGCGGACCGGGAGAGCGCGCACGGCGCGAUGAACACCGACACCGGCGAUGAGCUGCUGUGCAAGGUGUUUGAUAUGGGGAUGUAUCAGGAAAAGAUCAGAGCCUACAGCGUUCUGCCGCCUCACAGGAACAUUGCCGGCAUCAAGGACAUCAUACUUGGGGAGAGCAGGGCCUACGUCUUUCUGGACAAGGACUUUGGGGACAUGCACACCCUGGUGAAGAGCUGCAGACGCUUGGAGGAGGAGCAGGCCCGCAGGCUGUUCCAGCAGGUUGUCCUGGCCGUGGCGCACUGCCACCAGGCUGGCAUUGUGCUGGGCGACCUCAAGCUUCGCAAGUUUGUCUUUGCAGAUGAGAAAAGGACACACGUGAGACUUGAGAGCCUUGAGGACUGCCGCAUCCUUGAGGACCCCACCAAAGACUCUAUGUCAGAUACCCACGGUUGCCCUGCCUAUGUCAGCCCUGAGAUCCUCAGUGGCCCCACUCCGUACUCUGGCAAAAUGGCCGACAUGUGGAGCCUGGGGGUCAUGCUCUACACCAUGCUGGUGGGUCGCUACCCCUUCCAUGACCCAGACCCCGCAACUUUGUUUUCCAAAAUCCGCAGGGGGCAGUGCUGCUUGCCUGAGGGCCUGUCACCUAAGGCCAAGUGUCUGCUUCAGAGCCUGCUAAGGAAGGAGCCUUCAGAAAGACUAACAGCAACUGAGCUACUCACUCACCCGUGGUUCCACCUGCCGUCAUCACCCCAGGAUGCAUCGUUUGGCGAACAGGAGGCGAGCUCGGCAGAACAGACCGUGCCGUCAUUUGAAGUGGAGGAGGAUGAGGAUCUCUUCUGCUGACAGACUCGUUCAAGAGUCUGAUUGAGAGACCAAAACAGAACUUGCUCUGAGUGGAGUCAUCGUAGUUUUUGUACAUUGGCACUUUUUCAGAAACCCAUUUGUGUACUGUUGUGUGUACAUACAACCUCAAGCUUUCUACAGAAACUCACUGUACUGUACUCUGAUGUCUUGUAUGUGUUACUUUUCUAAGGGCAUUGCUCACAAUGGUCAUUCGUUGUGCAUUUUAAAACAAUAGAUGGUGCUAAAAAGAAUCACAGUGAUUCAGACUUUGUCAGAUUGAUUUCAAAGAAUAUCCUCUGCAGGCUUCUUGGAGUUUGUCGUAUGAAUAUAAAACCCCUCUAUCUCCAGGCCAGCACUCAUGUGGCUUCACACAGCAUUAGCUGAAUCUUAAGUGCCGUGGCCAGGGUUGUUGGUCCUCUCUUUCUCUGGCCAGGCUGUGGCUGACUCAACGGUCGACUCGAGGAUGGCCUGAGCUUGAGCCCGACGUCCUCGAGCAGACAGUGACACAGAGCAGGAAAGAUGGUUAGGAAGGGACUCGUGUGUCACACUCAGCGUGACACCACGGAGGUGUCUCACUGCCAAUCUGGCACCGUCUGAGCGAGCGGAGAUCACUUUGCAAAUCUCACACCAUGUGCAGAAGGUUGAGAAAGGCAGGAUGUUGCUGGUGUAAGACUUGCCACGCUCAGUCAGCAACUAAUAGUGACACCAGGUCUGACAGAAGUACUUGUAAAAAAACAAACAGAGGGGAGAUUUUAUCUAAUUUGUGAUGAGUUAUAUAAAGAAAGGUACACCUGGUGAGAAACUGUCUAAUCAAAUGCUGCAGCCAUUGUAGCCACAACUGGGCAUGGGCCAGUAUGAAAUUAUUACACUACAAAACUAAGUAGUAGUAUUUAAAGGAUAGGCCUAUUAAAAGAAAAAAAAA